AUGUCACUAAGUUUUUCUGUUGAAAAUAUCGUUGCUUGCGAUAAAAGUGUACGAUGCGAAGAGGAGCCGGGACCAAGUCGAAAGUGUCCAACCAAAUCAAGCCCAGGGCUUCCUUAUGAUCUUAUUCAGGCAACUCGAACCAGUAGGGAUCUAAUGCGUACGAAGAAUAUCGUUGCUACUCAUUUCAAAAAACUAUUGGACAAAGAGUGGACAGCGUCAUCUAAGGAGAUUGAUGAGGAAGUUCCAGUUGAGAAGAUCACGUCGAACUUGGUCACUUCUGGGCGUCAAAAUUUUGCUGCAUCGGUUGCUGCCACGGAUACGUCACGAUGCUCAAGCGCGAAUCGACUUCAUGACGAUCCACUUCAGCUGGGUCAGCGGUCAACUGCUUUACGUUCUAGAGGACCAACACCACAGACUUUAUCAUAUUUUGAUGUGUUACUACCACAUGUACAAAUGGCAUCAACGAAUCCCUUUAUUAUGGGUCUAACUGACGCUGACGUGGCCACAAAUCAGCAAAAACUUUGGUCUCAGCAAUGGAUUGAACUAUUUCAGCAGUCUGCUGGAUGCCGUCAGUUCGGCGACACUGCUGCAGGUUUGUUUCUCCAGCCGCUUCAGAAGAACAAACGGAUCCGUACCGCAUUUUCGCCACACCAGUUGAUACAGUUGGAGAAGGCGUUUGAAGUCAAUCAUUACGUUAUCGGCAAUGAAAGAAAGGAGCUGGCGACGAGGCUGUCGCUUACAGAAACUCAGGUAAAAGUCUGGUUUCAAAAUCGUCGAACAAAGCACAAACGUGUGAAAUCGGAUGCCGAAAAAUCUUCUACUCCUGGAGCUUAA
Messenger RNA from Enterobius vermicularis (human pinworm), 834 nucleotides. Lineage: Eukaryota; Metazoa; Nematoda; Chromadorea; Rhabditida; Oxyuridae. The record is from the annotation of a GenBank genome assembly.